AUGAAAAACACGAGUGGAAACAUAAGAUCAAUUUCCCCCAACACUGACAUAGAAGAAAAAAAAAAAAAAUGGCUAAGCACAAUUAAGGGUAAAGAAACGACAAACCUAAAAAAUGGAAUAGACAACAAAAGCUUAAAGAGCACAGCGUUGUCAUUCUUUAAAGAAAAGAAUAUUUACAAUGAGGAAAAUUUAAUUAUUUUAAAUUUUUUUUGUAAAGAAAAAUUAGAUGAUUAUCUGGUAAAUGAUGAAGUUAUAGAAUUUUUACAAAAAUCUUUUUUUUUAUAUGAAUAUUUCAUAAAUGAAGAAAAAUGUAAAAAAAUUAAUAAAAAGGAAUUUAUUGAGAAUAUAUGUGAAUGUUGUAGAAGAAUAUUUUUAAAAAAUAUUAUAAAAUAUGAAAAACAAAUUCUAAAUUUUUUAUUAAAAAAUUUAAUCAAUUUUAUUAAUAAAUAUUCUUUUUUCUCCAUAUAUCGAUCGUUAUACAAUAUAUACCAUUAUCAAAACAAAAGUUAUAAAAGACCUAGGGAAUACAAAGAUGACAAAUUCCAGUUCCUACUUAACAUAGUUCAGAGAAAAAUAAAUGGAGAAAUUCUACUCAUUAAUAAUAACAAAUUUAAUUGGGAUGAUGUUUUCUUACUUGAUGAAAAUGAUGAAAAAGAAAUUAAGGAAUAUUUUUCUGAUAUAAUGAUUAAUACCACAUAUGCCAAUUGCAACAACAUUCGUCUUUUAUCGAAUGUGGGGGAAGAAUAUGUGAAAGAAAAGGAGAAAGGAAAAAUAGAUCAAACAAUAAGUAGAAUUUCCAAGAAAAAAACGGAAGAGAUAAUUACAAAGAAACCACAAAGUGGAAAGAAAAAGGGCACAAUAUUAAAAAAUAUAGAAAAUCACAAGGAUGAUGAGUCUAAGACAAAUCCAGAAUUUGCAGAAAUGGACUGCUUAGAGAAAGAGCUUAGUUGCUUCUAUAUGUAUACUUAUUUCAAGUCUUGUUUUGACAAUAUCAGUUUUUAUUUAAUAGAAAAAUUUAUUGAGAGUUAUUAUACUAACCAUAGUAAGGAAAGUAUUUAUAAGGAAUUAUUUUUAUUUUUAUUUUUAAUUUACAAAAAUAAAAUGCAUAAUGUUGUAGAUGGAAUGUUGACAAACACUAUAAACGAUUUAAUCAAAACAAAUAAUACAGAGGUAAAAAAAAAAAAAAAAUUAUUAAACCAUGAAGUUGAAUUGAUAAACAGAAACACAUACGUUACUGAUUACCUAUUCUAUUUCGAAUUACUAAUAAAUAUUAUAACAUUUCAGAAUUUACAAUAUGAAAACAAUUAUGAACAUUAUAUACAUAUGCUAAAGUUAUUGCAGGAAAAUGAUGAAAUUCAGGAAUUAUUUAUUUCGUCUUUUUUUUUUAUUCUUAUUAGUACUGAAGAUGGAAAUAUAAGAGACAUGAUUUUAACUAAUUUUGUGAAAUAUUAUUCAAAAAAACAUCAUAUUGUAGCAAAAUAUGUUAUGCAUAUAAGAAUGGUAUUUUCCCUUAUAUACAACAUGGAAAAUCAACAUGUGAUAUACAACCACGCAACAUUUAACAAUUUGCCUAUAAAUCAUUUUUCUAAUCUUCAAAGUAAUAAUAGUGAUAAGAAGGAGAAGAGAAAUGGAAUUGAAAUGAUAAUGAGACAUGAGUAUCUUUCUUUUGUAUCUGAUAAUAUACAUAUAGACAAAUAUAUAUGUUCAUUUAUUAAAAAAUUAUAUGACAUCAUCAGUAGAAGUAGUACGGAAAAUUUUUGUCGCGCAACUAAUAUGUACUUUCACAUAUAUGAUAAUAUUUUUAACAAAAUAAUUAACACUAUUUAUGAAAAUGAGAUGAAUUUAAAGGAUGAAUCUUUUGAAAUUUGUAAGAAUAUUUUAAGACCAUUCUUAUUUCUUUAUAUAGAAUUAUUUGAUAAAAUUAUGGAAAAUUUUAAAGAAAAAAUAUUCAAUGAACGAGCAAUGCUUUCUUUUUCAUUUAUCAAAAAAUAUCUUUUCAAAAAUUUGUAUGAAAAAACUUUUUUGCAGAAGGAUUUAUUUUAUGUUAUUUAUCAACUAUAUUUUCUACUUUACUCGCUGAAGUACAAUUUUCUCAACUUCUUAACAACUCUCAUAACAACCAAACGUAAAGUAAGUCAUCACUUGGAAUGUUUUCUAAAAUUAAAAAUUCAGAAUUAUAACAACCUCUUGAGGAAGUCAGUAGAGUGUAUCGAAGCAGGAGAUAACGCUCUCCACGACAUUUCCAAUUCGGAGGUUGUUAGUGAUUUGAAGGGAAAUCGAGACAAAGAUUCUGAUAGCAGCAGUUAUGAUUACCAAAAUGGCACUUGCACCGAUGAUGAAAGCGAAUAUGACCCAACCCGCACGCAGAACAAAUAUGCGCAAAUGAAAACGGGGCAAAAUAAGACGGAACAAAGGAAGAAACAAAAAGAAAAAGAGAUAGAAAAAGAAAAAGAAGAAAAGAGCAAAAACAGAGCGCACUUGAAACGGGACAACAGCGAGAACAACAAAUCAAGUGAUGAGGAUAUCUCUGAAAAAAAAGAUUAUCCAUCAGGCAGCAAAAAUAAUAGUUCGCACGACUUGAUAGGGGAUAAUGUAGAAGAUGCAGAAGGAAAUAAUAUCCCUAAUGCAAGCACUGAAGAGAGAGAAAAAAAUAAUAUAAUUAAUUUUUUUCAAAAAAAUUAUUGGACUUUAAAAUAUUUCGAGGGGAAUACGAGAAACACGCUGGAUGAAUACUGUGUCUCGGAUUUUAAUGUAAGUCUGGAAAUUAAGGAGACACCCAAAUUGAAGAAGCACAGUAUUAGUAGUAACCAUAGCGAUAAAAGGUGCAAAAAUGCAGAGGAUAUGAAAAAUGUAGAGGGAAUAGAUGGGGAAAGUAACAUGAUAGUGAACAACAUUAAUGGAAGUAGGGACGAAAAACUUAAGUUUGUGAAAAAAUUAAAUUCGUUCUUUAACAGAAAGAAAGAAAUCGAUGAAGUUAUCAACGACUUGUUCCUAAACAAUAAGGAUAAUGUGUACAGCAAAAUUUUAAAAAGCAACUUGGAAAUUAUAAAAGAGCUUGGAAAUAUAAGAAUGAACAUUUUGUAUCCCAUUUUUAACGCCAGCUUAGUAUUCCUAUUUGAUGAUUUUUAUUUUUUCAUCAUACAGAAUAUAAAAUUAGUGAUAGAAGAAAAAGAAAAGAAAUUUUCCAGGCACAAAAUUUUUUUAAACAUUUCCUUUAUUUUGUUACACACAUUUGCGAAAGAUGUAAAGAUAGAAAAGUAUUUAGUAUCCAUUUUUUACAUUUUAAAACUUGCGUUAAACAAGUUAAAAAAGUUGAAAAUAGUAGAACAGGUAAAAACCCACAGUAACAGUAGUGGCAGUGGUAGAUACAGUGGAAGCAGAAGUAGCAGGGGAAGUAGCCGGAGCAACAACAACAAAAAUGAUAACAGCAGUAGUAAUAAUAAUAACAGCAGUAGUAAUAAUAAUAACAGUAGUAGUAAUAGUUAUAACAGUACCAACGAGGUGUAUGACAAGAAUGCAAAAAAAUUUGAAAAUAGAGUAAAGUAUUACAGCCUGAGGACAGAUAAAGAUGUUAUAAAAGUGAAUAGCUCGGAGUUGAAGGAAGGAAAUGAAAAAAAUAUCGAAUCUGUAAGCUGUGAACAUGAAGGGGCAAUUGGCACCCUCGUUUGGGCAGAAGAAAAAAUUAAAUUACAUCAGAACAUUUUUUAUAUAUUUUUAAAAUUGCUACAAAAUAUUUUGAAAGCAAAUAACUUGCAUUAUAAUUUUAAAUUUAUAAUAUACGACAUUUUAUUUUCCGAUUACUCCAAUAAACGAAUUAUAUUCUCCUGUCUGAAGUGUAUCCUUGAUAGAGAAAAAUUGGAAGAAGUUUACACGUACAGCUUGGAGGUCUUAAAUGGAAAAAAAAUGGACAUGACCCAAUUCGAAGUGGGAGAAGUGGAGAGAGGAGAAAUGGGAAAAAAGGCAGUCAAGGAGGCAGUCAAGGAGGCAGAAAAAGAGUCAGACAAAAAGGCAGACAAAAAGGCAGUCCAAAAGGCAGACAAAAAGGCAGUCAAAAAGUCAGUCAACGGGGCAGACAAAACGGAUGAGGAAAUAACAAGUCAUGGGCAAGCACAAAUUGAGAAGGAACGAAAGACAAGCAAGGACCCGUGUCUCACCGAAGUGAUGAAGAAUGAGAACUCAAUUAUAAAUAAACCAAAGACAAAUGCUGGGAUAUGCACCCCAAGUUAUCUAUCGCAUAUCCUGUCGAACAGAAAACAUUUCACAGUGGAUUUUUUUGAACCUAAACUUAUGAACAAUUUAAACGUAUCCUCCCUUUAUAUCAAUCUAAUAAUAUUGUAUUUUAUAUUUACACAGAAAAACAAAAACAAUCAUAAGAGCGACUUAUACAACCGUUGCAUAAAAUUGAAUAUUGAUAAUUACCACAAAAUUACAAAUAAGUUGAUAUGCCUUUUGUACUCGAAGGGCCAUCAAAAUGCAUACUAUGAGAGGUAUUUAAAAUAUUUUUGUUUAAAAAUUUUUAAAAGAAUUUAUAAUACAUUUUCAAUAAAAGAAGCAAAUAUGUAUAUAAAACACAUAAAAAAUAGCAACAAUGAAAAUGCUAUAUUUGAAGAUAAUAAACUGAAUGAUAUAAAAUGCUUGAAGGAUCAGUUAAUGGAUUUAUUUGAAUUCUUAGCAAAUUGUGAAAUUAAGAACUAUUUUACGAAAAAAAAUGGAAAUAAGAUGAAUUCAGAUGAAUACAAAUUUUUCUUUUUAAAAAAUUUAAGUUGUAAUGAUUAUAUAUUAAAAAGUGAUAAUUUUUCUAUUAUGAUAAGCUGCCUAUUUUUUCUCUUUAACUGUAAAUAUGAAAAUAUAACCUUUUACAAAAUAAUAUACAUUAUUUUAAACGAAAAGAACGAAAAUAAAAAUUACAUUUUAAAAAAAAUGAUAUCAUCUGUAAAGAAAUUUUUCAGAUUAACUGGUGUGUAUAAUUAUGUAAAAAAAGAAAGUAAAACAAAUAAUAUAAGAUUACCAAGAGAUGUUACAAAUCAUUCUGUCUUGCUAUACAUAAUUAGAACAACUGUAAUUCUUCUCCUACUAAUGGAUAAUAACAGUAUUAACAAACCAACACAUGUUCAGGAGGAAAAUUAUAUAACUUAUCCGAAUUUCAUAAAUUAUUAUAUAAAAAAAAAAACAAUUAGGAAUUAUUAUACACAAUUAAACUUUUUACUCUUUCGAAUAUUCUAUAAUGAAAAAAAUCUACCACACUUCUUUAAAAUAUUUUUUAGUACAUUAUAUGUCAUAGCAUUUAAAAGCUUAAACCAAAAUAACUUUUACUUUUUUGAGAAAAUAUUCAAUCAUAAGAAUAACACAGAAUCCAUGCGAGUAGAUAACACACGAAAAAAAGAACAUUGUAAUGAUGUUAAGGAAAAUCAACCUAAUGGAAACACAGAUAAAUCGAUGGAAUUGUUACUAGAUGAGACAAGCAUUCGUUUAAGUGAAAACUCCAAAACACAAUCUUCCUGCAAGUCCAAUAAUCUAGUAAAAAAAAAUAAUGAACACAUGGGAGAAGAAGAAAAGAAUAAAUCCAAUCAAACUGGAUAUGAAAAAAAUAAUGGAAGUAAAACAAAAGUAGUAAGAAAAAAUGUGCAAACAAAAAGAAAAUACAUGAAGGAUGAUAGUUCGGAGGAAGACCAAGAGGACAGAAGUUUUACUUCCGAUGAAACAAGGAAAAAUUAUCGCUCAAUUUUAAGAAGCCGUACUGUGCAAACAAGGAACAAAUUAGGAAUUAAUUACCAAGAUGAAAAAAAGAAAAUUUUGAAUAACAAAUCGGAUAAAAAAUAUAUCACAAUUGAUGACAGCUCAAGUAGUAACUCAACUUCCGACUCAGACGUAUCAUUUAAAAUAACUACAAAAAGGAAUACUAAAAAAAAUUCUGAUGCUAAUAAUUAUAGUGGUACCACCUGUGGAAAAAGAAAGGAAGCUUCUUCCAGUAAUUCGGAAAAUACAACAAAUGAAAAAAAAGAUCAAGGAGCUAAUAGCAAGUCCAACAUCCAAAUAGACGAAAAGAAAAUAAAGAUACGGAUGGAUGACUCUGAGAAAGGGCCCUUUCUUAAACAGCCAAUUAACAAAGGUAAACAUGUUAAAAUGGAAGUAUUAUAUGAGAUCGAUGCAAAGGAAGAGUUGGAAAUACUGGACGAGAAUGGAACAAGUGCAAACGGUGGUGAACCAGUAGGUGUAACUACAGGAUCAAAAAAUAACCUUACGGAAAAUUUCAUAUUUAAUGGUUCUUUAUCUAUAAAAAUUUUAAACCAUUUUUUACUUCUGUGCAAAGGAUUCCAUGAAGACUUAGAACUAAAAAUAUACAAUGGUAUAAUAGCAAGCCUGAAAGAAAACGAAAAUGAUAAGGAAAAAUUAAAAAAUCUUUUCAAGUUAGAAUUCAGUGAAGAAGAUAAAAAUUCCAUGAAAUAUAUGAAAAAAUUACAACUCCUGAGAAUAAUUCAGACAAAAAUUACUUUCCUGAGUUUUAUAAAAGAUAAUUUAGAAAAAAGGAAAUCCCUUAUAUCAAGAAUGAGUGAAUUAAAUUUAAACAUUUUUAAAAACAAAUCCAUGUUUUAUAUUGAGUUAGAUCUCAUAUAA
Plasmodium gonderi is the source of this 6615-nucleotide messenger RNA. RefSeq lists its product as hypothetical. The coding region runs from base 1 to 6615 and encodes 2204 amino acids. The transcript has a single exon. NCBI's taxonomy places the organism in Eukaryota, Apicomplexa, Aconoidasida, Haemosporida, Plasmodiidae. The record is from RefSeq and is a predicted model, not a curated record.